This is a messenger RNA of Cydia fagiglandana, 3249 nucleotides long. RefSeq lists its product as uncharacterized. NCBI's taxonomy places the organism in Eukaryota, Metazoa, Arthropoda, Insecta, Lepidoptera, Tortricidae. The record is from RefSeq and is a predicted model, not a curated record. Gene Ontology annotation, molecular function: nucleic acid binding. The transcript is spliced from 3 exons. The coding region runs from base 438 to 1538 and encodes 366 amino acids.
CGUAAGAGCCAAAAGCCAUAAAGAUAAGCUAAUUAGUCAUCUAUUGUUAAAAGAGCAUAAGUGGUUUCUUACAUAUAUGAAAGUCUAACGUAAACGUUUGCAUUAGGGUUCAAUAUCAAAUGGCAUGACUAAAAUUGCAAAUGCAAUAACAAACAUCUGGAGGGUAGGGCUGCAACAAACGGGAAAAGUCCAUCUAGUAUUCCGUUGGAACUGAUUUAGUGAUAACGUGUUUAUACUAUUUAAGUUGUUUUGGUAAAAAUGUUUCGUCCGUGGGUAGAUAAAAAGAAAACCGGUACAAGUGCUCGAACUCAUUUAAACAGUCAAAGUAAGCAAAUAGUCAAAAAUGUGUACAAUGGACUUUUUAGAGAAAUUGGACCUACAGCAUUAAAAAAACUGCUGAACUUACUCAGGUGCCAUAUGCAACAGUGAAAAAAAUUAUGUGUCUCGGUACAAGUGAAAGAGCCACCAAUACCAACGUAGAAGCAAAAAAGUUUCCGAAAAUUGACAACUUCACAGAAGAUCUCAUAAGUCGAAUAAUUUAUGACAGCUAUAGACAAAAUAUUGUUGUGACUAUUGAUAGCCUUCUGAAAAAAAUCCAAGAGUGUGAUGAAAAUUUUCCUUAUGGCAGAACGACACUUUGUGAGUACCUAAAGCAUACUGGAUUUUCCUAUAAAACCCUUGACAAACGUCAGAAAAUCAUGGAAUCACCUCGACUUGUAGAUCUCAGAAAAGAAUAUUUAAAAAAAAUACGAGAAUUUCGGUCCGAAGGUCGAAAUAUAGUUGUGACAGAUGAAACGUGGUAUGACACUCACGACAUUGUGAAGAAAGGUUGGGUUGAUACGUCCGGUAAAUGCUGCCUUAACGCUCCUUGUUCCAGGGGACAACGCGUUAUAAUACUUCUUGCUGGAUCUAAACACGGAAGUGUACCAGGAUCCCUUCUUUUAUCUGCUAAGAAUAUUAAAACCUGUUCAGCUGACUACCAUGAAGAUAUGACUGCGAAUCUUUACGAAAAGUGGUUUCAAGAGCAAUUACUACCGAACUUGCCACCAAAUAGUGUUAUUGUGCUAGACAACGCCUCCUAUCAUUCCAGGCAAGCUGAAAAGAUUCCGAAUACUUCUUCAAGAAAGGCUGAUAUAAUAACAUUUUUACAAGAACGUAAUCAAAUAAUACCUCCGAAGAUAAAAAAGAAGGCACUGUUAGAUCGCGUCCAAAGCUUGAAGCCUGAGAAAAAAAUGGUUAUCGAUGAAUUGGCAAAGGAGAGUGGUCACACGGUUUUAAGAUUACCGCCUUAUUAUUGCCAGUUUAACCCAAUUGAGUUGGUUUGGAGUGAACUCAAACAAAGAAUACGACGUAAUAAUACGCAACCACAGCUAAACUCUAACGUGGUCGAAUUAGUUCGCGAGGAGACGAUGAAAAUUGCUAAUAAUGUAUGGACCGCAUGUUUUAGUCAUGUUGAGGGUAUCGAGAACACAUUUAUUCUUCAAGAUCAGCAACGCUUCGUUAUUAACGUGACUGAGAGCUCAGAUCUUUAUAUAUAAACGCGAGCGGCUCUGACGGAAAAACCAAAAGAAAUUAUGCUCAAUCGAAAGAGCUUGAAAAAAUAUCACUUUUGAAUCGAGAACAUGUAUCCGCAAAAUUCGUAUUGUCGAGUAUUUUGCAUUUAAAAGUGAAAAAAUUUCGACAAAGAAUGCAAAUGUUCAAUUUGUUGUUUGACAUUUGACAGCUCUAUGGUUUCGUUCAGAAAUUGUAAAUAUUUUUACGUCCGUCAUGCAUGUUGGACAGAUUGCUGGUGAGAGUGUGGGUAAGCCUAUUUAAAAAAAAACGAAUCCUGUCAGUGUAAGAUGACACUGGUGACAGAUGACACACAAACAUGUUACAUGUAUUGUGCAUUGAUUGACGGGUAAAACCAUGGUAAAACCAAAACUUUGUGCUUUAUCAGUCUGAAAUUAAGUUUAAUUUUCAGUAAAGGGUCUAAAUGUUUGUGACUAACCUAAGCCCUCCUACGUGUACACGCUCGACGCAGCUAGCCAACUUUAUUGUCACGCGUGCAAUAGAGUACCUAUUAAAGGCCAAGUUCGGCCUGGCCAGCCAGGGUUCACGCUAGACAACGUCAACGAUUUAUUUGGGGUCGCCGUCAUCGAAAACGAUGAGGAGGAGGAGGACUAUACUUACUAACGAUGACACGGCACCGCCGCGUAAAACAAACCUAUGCCGAAAAUCAUAGUUUCAAGUAUUUUGAAGUAGCAAAGCGACGAAAUCACGGAGUGAGCCACGCCUGCCUUCACGGUUUAAAUGCUUAACCCCGGGUUAGUGGGAUGGUGCAAGUGGCUCUAAUCCUCCCUUCCAGUUCCAGUUAUACUUUUAAAAUCUGUAUUUAUAUACCCAUACAAUAUUCAUUUUUUGCAGAUAGUUUCAAGUAUUUUGAAUGCUGUAGCCAGAAGACUGCCAGACAAAUGUGGAUUAAUAAGAUUGUGGAGAUAAAAAAAAAUACAUCCACACUACAGCAUCCGAAAUCUCAAAAUCAUUUGCUUCUAUAUCGAAGAGCUCUCUGGAUUUCUUUGAUGACUUUCCGGUCACUUAUCUUGACAUAAAUGCUGAAGGAAUUAAUUAUGUCACUUUAAAAGGAGACGAAGAGCAGGACGGUAUUAUAAAACAAAGUUAAACAUCACGGCCCGAAGACCACCCAAAUGAUGAAAAUGUAUUAACUAGGUUCAGUUCUUUUCAAAUUUGUAUUAAGGGGAGAAAAUCCAAAAUUAAAAUUCAGAUAAAAACUUUAAUGUUUUAAGAAAUUGUAAGUCAUUUCAAGUUUUAGACAUUUUGAAACAAAAAAAUGUUUUGAGAAGAAUGUGUUUGACAGAUGGUAAAGCUGCGGUUUCUUCUGGGAUGUGGGGAUGCAUAGCGAGGAAUGUGUUUGUAAGAACCAAUACAAAUUGUCCUCCAGGACUGCGCUGAGUGAGGAUAGGUAAUUGAAGUAAUUCUAAUAUUCACUCUAAAGAAACAAAUCUACCUCUCUACGCAUCCUUGCACAUCUCUGAUGGAAUCAUGGUCCUUGCUAAUCUUUGGUGGAAUACCUCAUAGCCUUACUAUACUUGGUUUUGUGAAAGGCUAACUUUAUAUGAUAUACUUAUUUUAAUUCGUUUAUUUAUAUGUAUUUAAUUGCAAAAGACUGAUUGUUGUAGUAAAUUGUACUAUUUUUAUAUAAGAUAUAUUUUUUGUAAAUUCAAGUAAAAAUAAAUAAAAAUAACGUCA